CCAAGAGAGAGUCGCGCUUUGUGUGCCUUUUUAGCCGGACGCUCCCCGGAGCCUGAUGCUGGCGACUUCUUUCCUUCUCAUGUCUAUACCAUGGCGAGACUUGUACCGAUGAAAGAGCAUGACAUGUUAUAGAUCAUCUUGAGCCAAACCCUCAGCAAACCUCCAUCACGAAGCCUCCACUCCUUUUCACCCCGCGUAUCACCAGCAUUCAGGCAUACACUUAGCACUUCAGAGUUUUAGGCCUAUCGUCUUCGCAAGGAUGCCCGACAAACCCCUCACCAUUGCGACCUACGCAGCUGGCGCGUCGCUGGCUGCAAUCACCCUCGUCUACGUCUUCGGUCCUACCUUCAUGCUCGACGAUGAAGCGGCGCAAUCAUCGAGAUCCACACGCAAGAGAGGAGUCGUCGGCCUCGUCAAUCCCGCCAAUGACUGCUUUAUCAACUCUGUCCUUCAGACCAUGGCUGGUCUCCCCGAACUGCGCAUCUACCUGAUCCGGGAACUGCAUCGACGAAAGCUGGACGGGAAAGAGAUAUACUCCAUUGUGGAACAACAUGAGGACGAGAUUUCGCCAAAUGAGGGCAAAGACAUUGUCAAGAUGAACGAGACGAAAGAGCCGAGUUGGAAGGUCUUGGGACUGCAGCAGGGACUCGUGACGGCUGGACUGAAGGAUAUUCUGGACGCGCUUAAUGAGCGACCUAUCUACAAGAAGACCAUCUCGGCCCGUACCUUUGUCAGUGUCAUGGAGACGGCCUUCAAGACACGUAUCAGCCGACAGCAGCAGGAUGCUCAAGAGUUUCUACAAAUCGUGGCCGAGAGGCUGAGUGAGGAAUAUCACGCUGGAAGGAAUGCCAGAAGAAAGGCAAAGUCGCUCAAGAGCCCCAGCACAACUACACUCAGGGCUCCCGAGUCUGAAGAUGAGAAGACGAAUGGGCACGCAAACCGGUCAAACACACUCCGACCUCAAGAGUCAGCCCGCGGUCUCCAAGCAAAAUCAGAGAUUGAGCAGAUCCGUCAGAGCGUACACCAAUUACCACAAGCAGAAGACGAUGAUCUGCAAGACGAUCCAGGCUUCCCUUUUGAGGGAAAGAUCGAGGCCCAGAUUGAAUGCAUGACAUGCCACUACAAACCCAAGCCUUCAGCAUCAGGCUUCGUCACGCUCACCCUGAACGUACCACACCACUCAUCCACCACACUGAAUGCAUGUUUCGAUGGCAUGCUGAAGGUUGAGCAUAUCGACGAUUACAAAUGUGAGCGAUGCCGCCUGGAACACGCCAUUCAAGUCAGAACAAAAGAACUAUCACGCGUGACAGACGACCAGACACGAGACACACUUGCUCACGAGCUUUCUCAAAUGGAACGCGCAUUCGCCACAGAUCCGGAGGAUUUGCCCAAACACAUCAAGUUGCCGGAUCCUUCUCUAGCGCCCAAACGUCGCAUAUCACGCCAUAUGCGCAUUAGCAAUUUCCCCAAAGUUCUCGCCAUCCACUUGUCGCGAAGUGUUUGGGACCCCAACUCAAGCAGCAGUAAGAACAUGGCCAAAGUUAGCUUCCCAGAGACACUGCCAUUGGGAGGUCUGUUGGACCAACAUUCAUACCGGUUGUUGGGCGUAGUAACGCAUAAGGGUGGCCAUAACAGUGGCCACUACGAGAGUUUCCGACGACAAUACCUCGCUGAGCCGUAUAGUGCUAAACUUAGUAUGGGCACACAAGGCAUGUACUCAGCACAAGGAACACCUAGAGCAAGUGGCAUGCCCAGCCCGAUGCUGGAACCUUCAACGCCAGGCCUCACACAUUCACCUUCCAGCAGUGGAAACAGCACAUCGUCCCGCUCCUCGUCAGUAAGGAAGCGCUUCUCUUUGCGUCAUCGCCAGCAUUCAAAAACCACUGAUGCAAAUGGUGACGAGAAAGACACUGUUAGUAGCAGCAGUGGUGCUGAGACCAACGGUCACAUCAAGUCGACGUCUGAACCCACACAUCAACAAACUCAACGUACAUCUUCAAGAGCUGGCAAGAGCUUGGAUUUAAGCAGGUUAAAACGAAAGCAAAGGAACCAACACAACAGGUGGUGGAGGAUCAGCGACGAUAAGAUCAAAGAGUCCAAGACCAGUGAUGUGCUAGGCAUGCAGAGAGAGGUCUAUCUGCUUUUUUAUGAAAUCGUGACUCCCGAGGUUUGAGUGAGUUGGGUAUCUGUUCUUUCUAUCUUCACAUAUCGCGGCGCAUGUUUCUCUUACUUUGCGCUGGAACAUAUUCUCACAUGUACAUUGGUUGCUCUUUUCUCUGUACAUAUUCCCAUCUGUUUGCUCUAUACCUGAACGACAUACUUGGUCUGGAAUCGAAAUCGAACAAUUCCAAACAACUUUCAAACAAUCUCUCCUUCCAGAGCCAAAGCCAGGCUUGCCAAUCGGCUUGUAGCAAUGUACAGUAAUUUUGCUUGUCCGUUGAGAGCUCGCCUAACUAUACCAUCUCAAAUGUUUGCUGUGUUGUUUGCGUACCACAGACUUACUGGCGAGACUCUAUAGUGACCUAGCCUUUGCAGGAUAGGAAUUUUGAAUCCCGAUCAUCCUCCUUCUCCAUCGCUAUCUUUCUCCUUUUGUGUUUAACCAUC
Molecule: messenger RNA, 2604 nt
Organism: Aureobasidium pullulans EXF-150
Lineage: Eukaryota; Fungi; Ascomycota; Dothideomycetes; Dothideales; Saccotheciaceae
Product: cysteine proteinase
Exons: 1
Coding region: 260-2173 (637 amino acids)
Biological process (GO): protein deubiquitination
Cellular component (GO): nucleus; cytosol
Molecular function (GO): cysteine-type deubiquitinase activity; cysteine-type endopeptidase activity
Source: RefSeq, a predicted model, not a curated record